Molecule: messenger RNA, 5299 nt
Organism: Pantherophis guttatus
Lineage: Eukaryota; Metazoa; Chordata; Lepidosauria; Squamata; Colubridae
Source: RefSeq, a predicted model, not a curated record
UUUUUAAUAGUAAAAUUCCUAAAGAGGAAAUGUUAUGAAGCUAUUGUUAGAAUUCAAUAAAUGAAUUCCUAUAGAGAUUUUUAAAUAUAUAUACAGUUGGAUGCAUAGGCACCCAGAUGUUUAGACAGACUUGGCAUUUUUGUCCUGGGAUAGGUAGAUAUUGUUUUUUAGUGUUAGAGGUAGUCACAAGUACAGCUGCCUUUUGCAAUUGACUGGUGGUAAUUUUGUCAGUGCCAGUAGUGUUUAAGGCUGCUCAAAAUGUUUUGGGAUUGAAUCCAAAGAUAUUACCAUUGGUACUUAGCUUAGCUUUCUUAUUAUUUAUAAUCCUCACGGGUUGAAAGUUGAAAAAAUGAAAAUAUUUGAGCAAUAUCUGUAUUGCCUCGAAUGUUUAUGUGUUCCUUGGAAUAAAAAUAUAACUUCUUACUAACAAAAUGGGAGAAGUCUCAGGAUUUGAGGAGAGAGGAUUGCAUAUUUGCACUUGUGUGUUUGAUAUCCCAAGAAAGUAUAGAUUGGAAGGUUCUCUCCAUUUUGUGUGGAUGAAGUGGUUGCUGCUGCUUUUCAAUGGGUUGGAGUGAUUCAGGCUUUCUUGUCUUCCAUAAAAGGGGAUGGGGAGGAUGAAGAGAUGAAGGAAGAUUCAGAGAAUGGGGGAAAAAUGCCUUGAUAGCAAGGAUAGGUCAAGUUUAGGAUGCUGUAUUCUCUAAACUUAGAAUUGAACAGAAUGAUUUGCUUUCUGAAAAUGUGUGAUAAAGUUGACACUGAGGUUCUGCUUCCAUUCAAGUUAUAAUUUACUUCUCUCUCAUGUAUUAUUGUUGCUUAGGUUUGUGCAAUGCUUUAUCUAUAUCUUAAAUUUACAGGAAUUUACCUAUUGGUUUGCAAGGAACACUGGCUCUUUUGAAGAGUACUUCAGUGCCAAAAAAUGAACCGUGGAUAUAUAGAAAAUAAUAAUGUCCCACACGACAAUAAUCAAAUGGUUUUGGAUAUGAUUCUUUGUUCUUUAAUUGGGGUUCCUCAACCUAUCAACUGGGAAAAUGUGGCAAGAUUGGUUCCAGGGUAUUCAUCCAAAGAGUGUGCAAAAAGGUUUGAUGAGCUGAAAAGCAAUGGAAGUUCUCCAGUGGAUAACCAGUUCAAUCCACUAAUGGCCAGUGGUGCGAAACCUGUGGAAACACUAGCUGGUUAUAUUAAAUCAUCACUUCUUGAUACUCAGGAUGAGUUACAAGAACCCUCUAGUGAAAAUGAUCCAAUUUCUUUAAAUGAACCAAGCAAUGUCAUUUCAAUACUUAUUUCCUCUGAAUUCCUGAAGAUGGAUUCUUUAGUAGAAAAAUGUAUUAAUUAUUGCCACAAGAAUAUGAGUACAAUUGUAGCCACGCCAUGCAAUAUGAACUGCAUUAAUGCUAACCUACUAACCCGCAUAACUGAUCUAUUCACACAUAAUGAAGUAGAAGAGGUGAAGGACAAGAGAGAUAAAUUUAAGAGCAAACUUUUUUGUAAGAAGAUAGAAAGACUGUUUGAUCCAGAGUAUCAGAAUGCAGAUUCUAAGGGAAAUGCUGCAACCCUUUACAGGUGUUACUUAUGUAAGAAACUUCUUAUUAAGGAUACUGAAAGAAAAAUCCCAUGUAUUCCUGGAAAGAUUAAUGUGGAUCAAUAUGGAAAUAUACUCUAUAUUCACAUAAGAGAUAAAUCUUGGGAUAUCCAUGAGUAUCUCCUGAGUCUUUUUGAAGAAUUAAAAUCAUGGCGAGAUGUAUACUGGCGUCUUUGGGGAACUAUUAAUUGGUUGAUCUGUACAAGGUGUAAUCAAACUUUCCUGUGCACUGAAUUUUCACACUGCCAAUAUCAUCCUCAACCAGUCCUCUAUCCUGGUGUAGCAAGUUCUCUUGGUUCCACUGGUACCGGAAUAUAUCCCUGCUGUAACCAAAAAGUUCUUAGAUUUGAUCCGGCUCCUAUUCCAAAAGGAUGUAAAGUAAGAGAUCAUGUGAUUGGCUUGCCUCCUGGAGGUGAAGGUGGGGAUAAUGUACCCUAUCAGACAGCUAAAAUACUGAAUGAUCUGAUUCAGCAUCGAAAUAUUAUUGUUCUGCCCUUUUCAAAAGACCAGAACAGCAAUUCUGGAAUAGGGCUGAAUGAUGAGAAGGGUUUUGAAUAUAAUAUUUUACUGGAGCCAAAUUCGUCAUGGGGACCCAAAGCAGGAGAAAUUAAUGCUUUCCUUUCUCUGAAAAACUGGACUCUUCAGCUGAAACAACAGUUGCUGCUUUCAGAAGAUGAUGAAUACACAACUGGAUCUGAAGUCACAGAGGAUGAAGUAGGUGAUGAAGAAGAAGUGUCCAGGAAAGCAGGAAGAAAAGAGAGGCUCAAAAAAAUUAUCAGAAAUCCCAAAAAGCAAGUAUCUUCACCUAAUAUUCAAAAGAAGGAAAAAACAUUGGAGAAGCCUAACUCUCGGGACACAUCUCCCUUUAUAAUGAGUAUGCAGCAGAGUAAGUGGGAUCCUUCCAGAUCACUAAGAUUCAAUCAAGAUGCUCAAAGAGAAGAAGAUCAGCGGCGAAUGAUUGAGAUAACAGGACAUCUAAUAAAAAUUAGGUUGGGAGAUCUUGAUCGUCUAAAAUCAAAAGAAAACAAAGAAUCUGCAGCCGGAAUUUAUGCAAGACUUGAAGCUCAGAUCAGGGCAGCGGCACAAGUCAAUAUUCGUCAGAACAUCCCUGAAAAAAUGAUAAGGGCAAAAGCUCGGUUUGGUCAAGGCCGCCCAACUUAAAAACAAAACCCAGAGGUUUUCUGCGCUGAAGCCAAAGCACUUUCCUGCCUUCUGCAACUGCUUCCAGGAUUCCAGAAUCCGGGCACGCUUCUUCUGAAAGGUUUCAGUGACUGACAUUCCUGUCUGCCAUGUUAAUUAUUCUGUUUUAAUGAAUUAAUACCCAUUUUACACUUGUAGUUAGUUGUAAAUGCACCAUUUUCUCUUAAGCAAUGGUGCAUUUAUAAGCCUGCAAAACAAAAUGUAAAGCCCUUAUUUGACUGAGGGUGGAAAAAGUGGUGCUAAUGAAAUUAAGAAUUUCAUAUUUUGCUAUCAAUUUUUAGUAAUGGUCAAACCUGGCCUUUUUAUAUACUUUGUGCUUUAUCUGGCAACAGUACUAACUUGUAAUGAUUUAGUUGUAUAAAAAUAAGGUUGGUAAUGCUUUUGCAUCCUGUUUAAAAUCUUGAUCGUAUUCCUAUUCUGCCUUUAAGAUUUCCUCUACAGUGUUUUCUCUCUCAGUGAAACUGUGUGCAUGUUAAUAGGUGCUUUCUCUCCAAACUUCCUUUCUUUAAUGCUUCAAUAAAAAAAAUACAGUUAAGAGAAAAAAACUCCACACUAUUUUAUGAGUUACAGACAACCCCGCAGUCUUUUUCUGCACUGAAGUGCCAAAUAUGACAAAUGAUAAGGGAAAAAUCCAUGCUUGUAACUAUGAAGUUUUUCGUAACUGACUUAUGUAUACAUCUCUUUGCAAAAUUCUAUCUUUGUUUAGAAAUAAUUUGUGUAUGAAGGCUUCAAGUUGUCAACCUGCUCCUUGAUAUGAAACUGAAAAAUAGAAGUCAUCCAUCUUUUAAAUGUAAUAAUACCUUUUGGCAGAAAUGGAUGCUAUGAAGUGCUAUAAAGAUAGAAUAAAUUGUGAAGGAGACUAAAGAGCUAGCAAAUGCAGUCCUAGCUCAGCAUUUCUCUUCUGCAACCAUCCACUGUAAAGAAUAUUGUGCAGAAGCAUCUGCAGCAGGGGUUUCAACUUCAAAGCCUGCGGGCUGGAUCCAGCCCAUGGGGUGGGUAAAUCUGGUCUGCAGGGCCAACCUGGAAAUAUCAAACAGCCUUUGUUUUUGGCUGGCAGAGUGCUGCUGGAGGUUGAAAAAUGGGCCGCAUGGGGGCCAUGUGCAGGCCCCUCGUGCCCUGUUUUGGCUAGCAGUGUGCUGCAGGAGGCAUUCGUCCCGUCUCCCCACCCACCAGCCCACAGAGAACUACAACGCUGAUCCAGCCCUCGAAGAAAUAUAGUUUGACACCCCUGAUCUGCAGGAUUCCUUGUAAGAGCUUUAAGGUAAGAAAGACCCUUUCCAGCUCAUCAAUCAAAAUUUUGCAGCUACUUCUCCCAGCUAUGGGUAAUCCUUGCUUACCACUUCAUUUGGCAACUGAAGUUAGAACUGGUUUUAAAAAAAGCUUUGCAACCAAUCCUCACAUUUAAGACCUUUGCAUAUUUACAAAUGUCGCAUCAUGUGGUCACAUGAUUACCAUUUGCUUGCUUCCCAAUCGGCUUGCAACAAGCAAAGUUAAUGGAGAAUCCGGAAGCAAAAUCACAAGUUGCAUCCACAUGAUACUUUGCUUAAUGACCACAGUGGAAGUGAGAUCAUAAGUCCAUCCCGAUCCUAUGAUUUUCAUUUAGGGGAAUUGCUGUGGCAAUUAGCAACAGAAUUGCCAGUUCUAAUUGUGGUUACUAAGGUUUACAUUUACUUCGAUAAUUCAAGCAAUGAUAUGAAAAGAGGGAAAUAGGAACUUUUUUGAGAUUAAACUUUUCAAAAGGAUUUAGCUUAAAAAUACGUUAAUUUCUUUUGAGACCGUAAGAAUUUACUUUUUUUCUUCUAAAACCAAGACAGAAAGUGCAUUUCAACAUGCCACUUGCAGCUAUGUUGUCUAUCAUAUGAGGAGAGUAGUUUUCUAUUAUAAAGUAUAUGAAAACAAUUGUGAUUUUGCAAAAUCCAGGAAAUAUGGAUAGUAUUAUGUAAAACUAGAAAGAAAAAAACAGCAGACAACAUAAUUAUGUAGACAACUACAACAUAUCUGAUUUGUGCAUUGAGACAAAUACUCCACAUUUGGUCUUCAUACCUGGGCAUCAUAUUAAAUGCUGAAGGUAAUAGAGGAUAAACCUGAAAGUUGUAGGAAAUGAUGCUAUUCUGAACUGGAUGAGUGAUAGCCACAUUAUUUGUUUGGAAGUUUUCAAAAAAGUUCCAUGAAAAUUAGCAUUCAGAAACUACAUUUGGUAGGGCUAUAUUAAUAUCAAAGAACUAAUAGACAAUGAAGAUCCUAUUUCUAGACAUAUACAAAAUGAACUUUUAAACUUUAAUGCACUUCAGGAAAAAGCAAAUCCAAAGUAAAUGUUGAUAAUUUCCAAAAGUUAACCCCAUACAGUAAUACUGUGUUUUUAUGCUGUAUUGUAUGUCAAAAUCCAUCACAAUAUUUGUGUUUUUACUUAGAUAUUUUUCAUAGCAAAAUUCAAAGUAUCAGUAGGCACUUACACAAAUAUUCAUUAUCAAAUUCACUUGAAUUCUUGUUGCACUGAAAUAAAUUAUGUGUUAAAACAAA